CUUCGCAACGCUCGCAACUUUAUCGCAAAUGUCAGAAAGAAAUUCGCGAAUCUACGAAAUCAAAUGCGUAUCUUCGAGUCGUAGGCGCGUAAUCGGCGCACUCUCGACGAUUCUCGAUAGCGAUUCGCGACACGUUCGACGCGAUUUCUACGUGCGAUAAUCGUUAAUUCCGACAAACGACUGACGACGUCGUUUCGACCAAUACGGAUAGAUAGAUUCUGACGAGUAUAUGCAAUUCGAUCGUUCGUACGUCAGGACACGGGCGAUUCGCCGGUACACGUAUCCGCUGCAACCAUAGUCUAAAACGUGUGUACAACGAAGAGAUUGAAAUCGAUUGCACCGAAGCUCGAAACCCGUCGUCACGGGGCGGUCCGGGGGAGGAGACGAGAAAGAAACGAAGAAGAGGAGAAGGUGGGGAUCCAGGCUGAACCUUUGACCUCGGUGCAAGACACGACAAAGCUCUCCUCCUCUGUUACACGGUCCUCGGCUAUUGCAGGCUCGAUGACCUCGAACCGAGGCUACGAAACACCGAAGCCUAGACUCCAUCGUCCGAGGUCCUAACGCGCCGUUAUCGCAUUACGUUCGUUUCAGCUCGAGCAAUCUCGCGUCAUUUACGUGCUGCCGCAAUUACCAGAGAGCACGUCGCACGACACUGAAACGUGUACACCGAAUCCCUUGGAUUUUAGCGAAGGCGAACCAACAACUGGCGUUUCAAUCGCGCUUCGAACGAAGAUAACCGACGGAUGAACCGCGGGUGAACGAACCAGCUGCUCGCUCGAGGCAAUAACCACGUUUCGAACGAUCGUUCGAGGAGGAAACGAGUCGGUUGAUUUUGGAAGGAUCUAACCAACACGCGGGAAACGAAAAUGAACGGCGAUCGGCGUAAUGACCGGUCUCGAAGCAGGAUUUACGUGCUCUCGAAGCAGGAUUCCGGAGAUCGACAGAGAAGAAGAACCUAGAACAAACCUGCGAAAUGGCGAGCCUUACACGGCAGCCUACCGUAAGUAUCGCUGGAUCGCUCAAUCGACCGGCAGGAAAAACGAGGAUCGAGUGGAAGGGGGAGGCGAACGAUCGCGGACGCGCUAUCCUCGCUCGAAGACGAAGAAAGAGAAAUAGAGGGAAAUAGAAGAGGAAGGGAAGAGAAAGAAGCUGGGUAGAUACAGGAGAGAAGAAAUAGGGAGAGGUGGAAAGGGAGCAAAAACCGAGGGAAAGAAGAAAUCCAGGAAGCAGUCAGUUGUUGAAACACGAGCAAAAGAUGGGCUCGUCCGCGAUCGGUACGAUGGCGACUGUGGUCGCUGGCGUCACGCUGCUGGCUUUCGCCACCGUCGCUCACGCUGCUCUAGCUAGGACAGCGUUCGAGAAGCUGACAGACUACGAUUACCGCGGAACGACGUACUACAGCGUGAGGAACCUGUCUUUGUACGAGUGUCAGGGCUGGUGCCGCGAGGAGUCCGAGUGUCAGGCGGCGGCGUUCUCGUUCGUCGUAAAUCCUUUGGCGCCGAUGCAGGACACCCUGUGCCAGCUGCAGAACGAGACAGCGGCGACGAAUCCCGCGGCACAACCGCAGAGAGCUGCGAACAUGUACUACAUGACGAAGCUUCAGAUCAGAUCAGAGAACGUCUGUCUGCGACCAUGGUCCUUCGAACGUGUUCCAAACAAGAUGAUUCGUGGCCUGGACAAUGCUUUGAUCUAUACAUCGACGAAAGAGGCUUGUCUCGCGGCUUGUCUCAACGAACAUCGAUUCACCUGCCGCUCCGUCGAAUACAACUACGUAACUUUACAAUGCCAUUUGAGCGAUUCCGAUCGAAGAACGACCGGCCAGUAUGUGCAAUUUGUAGACGCCCAGGGCGUGGAUUAUUUCGAGAAUCUAUGCUUGAAAGGGAAAGAAGCGUGCAAGUCGCAGAGGAACUUUCAGAUGCCACGAAUCGGAGUGGCCGACGAUAAGGUCGCGCAAUACGCGGGAUUACAUUAUUACACGGACAAAGAGCUGCAGGUUCAGAGCGAAUCCGCGUGUAGGUUGGCUUGCGAAAUUGAGAACGAGUUCCUCUGUAGAUCGUUCCUCUAUCGCGGUGCUCCUCAAGGAUCGGCAUACAAUUGUCAGUUAUUCCAUUUGGAUCACUGGACUCUUCCUGAUGGACCUUCCACGUACCUCAAUGCGGAACGACCUCUGAUCGAUAACGGAGAAAGAGUUGGAACUUAUUUCGAGAAUUAUUGCGAAAAGGGUACAGGACCAUUAGCGGAUCCGCCAGUCGUUUUCGAGACCACGGAAGACCCCACUAUCAAUAACCUCACGAGAAACGACAUAAACUGCGAUAAAACUGGUACCUGUUACGACGUAUCGGUGGACUGUAAAGACACGCGAAUUGCCGUCCAAGUUCGUACGAACAAGCCGUUUAAUGGUCGGAUUUACGCUCUCGGCCGUUCGGAGACCUGCAACAUUGAUGUGAUUAAUAGCGAUCUCUUCAGGCUCGACCUGACCAUGAGUGGGCAGGACUGUAACACCCAGAGCGUGCGUGACGGUUUUCAGACUGGCAUCUACUCGAAUACGGUCGUCCUCCAGCAUCAUUCCGUGGUGAUGACCAAGGCGGACAAAAUUUACAAAGUGAAGUGCACUUACGACAUGUCCUCCAAAAAUAUCACAUUCGGGAUGAUGCCUAUCAGGGACCCGGAAAUGAUAAGUAUCACCAGCGCGCCGGAAGCCCCUCCACCAAGGAUCCGCAUUCUGGACAGCAGGUCCAGGGAAGUCGAGACUGUUCGUAUCGGAGACAAGCUAACAUUCAGAAUCGAAAUCCCGGAAGAUACUCCCUAUGGAAUUUUCGCAAGAAGUUGCGUCGCCAUGGCCAAAGACUCAAAAAGUACCUUCCAGAUCAUCGAUGACGAAGGAUGUCCAGUAGAUCCAUCCAUCUUUCCAAGCUUCACGCCCGACGGAAACGCACUUCAAUCUGUCUACGAGGCAUUUAGAUUCACCGAGUCUUACGGUGUGAUCUUCCAGUGCAACGUCAAGUACUGUUUGGGACCGUGCGAACCGGCUGUCUGCGAAUGGGGACGAGAGUCGGUGGAAUCGUGGGGUAAGAGGCGUCGAAGAAGCAUCGCGAAUGCCACUGAGGAAAAAGCGGAGGACAUGACGUUGUCUCAGGAAAUCCUUGUUCUCGAUUUUGGCGACGAGAAACAGUCAGACUUCUUGAAAAGUGACGCCAGUAUAGACUUCAACGAAGCCGAUAAAACGGUAACCAUAAUAGAACCCUGUCCAACGAAGACUUCGGUACUUAUUCUAGGAGUGACGUGCGCCCUGUUGGUUCUUAUUUACGUUUCCACGAUCUUUUGCUACUACAUGAAGAAAUGGCUGUCACCUCGCAAGAUGAUGCCCUGAAAAAUUCCCAUCUAGGCUGGGGAUCCACCGAGUUGCUCAGGUGGUGACGAAAGAAGCGACAAGGAAAACUCCAUAUAAAGUGCAAACUCACCUCGCGUAACGCGUCGUACGUGUUACAUGAUAGCAUGCGGUGAACCCGAUGGACACGUGUUCGCGUAGACGCAUGGAAAAUUUGCAGUUUCGCGCUGUCAUUCUCGAUAUUACUCACGGUUCGCGCCUCUCUCACAAAGCUAGCAGCCGUACGGUAAAAACAUUCGUGUUUCCAUACGGGCUACGCGAACAUAUUUUUCAUUCAGACGGCGCGGUUUCGGGUUUGUCGCGAUGCUUCGUUACUGUCGAGGACUUAUCAUUUAUACAUUAGGCGAGAACACGAUAUUCGAACGUUGCGUUUAACUCGUGAAGCAAUUUAAUUAAUCGCAGUACAGAUGCCCCUUACCCUCGAAGCUUCCAAGCAUAAUUCACGAUGAAUGUAACGUUAGAAAGGCGAGGCAAAAUUAAACAGAAGAGGAAAAACAAGGAGUAUCUCUAAAAAAAGAAAGCUAAAUCGAAGAUCUAUUGUUCGCCGUUAAAUCGAGGACUUGCACAUGGCGGAAGUCACAGGUCGGUUAUGCAACGCUCUGAAGAAAAUCAUUUCAUUGACGAUGUUAAAGCACACUCAUUAUAGAACACUUUAAAUAUAAUUUCACACGGACACGCGACAUUAAACGAUGUGGCGUGUGACGAGAAUCACGAGGCUCGCCGCUUGUGCAACGCCUCGAAAGGGGGAUUAGUUUUACAUACAGCUGAGGAUCGAUGUCGUAUACAAACGACAGAGGUAGACACGUUGGUUUCAGAAUAUCUUACGGGACAAGCUCUACACUUACGCAUUUUACGUCUGACAUUCCACUCAUUUAUACAUAAUAUUUAUCAUACAUAUCGGAUCUUUUAGAUCGCAUGGGUCGAAGAUCGCAGGGAUCUUGCGUGCAAUAUUUCGUAGGGAGUCGCGGAACAUCCAUUUUCUCGACAACGAUGAAACAAUGGGAGAUAAAGGAAUCACGCCUCGCGUGGACGUCCCUCUGACGUCGUGUUCCUCGUAUCGAGAAAAGAAAUGAUACAUUUGAUCGAGGAUCGUCGAUUGGACGAAAAUUGUUCCCCGAUCCGCGAUUACUACGUUCUUUUCGCUAAGAACAACCAGGGACACCCUGACGACAAACGUUGUAAUAAGUACACUUUAUUUAAGUACAUCUUAGACACAGCUAACUGUCUUAUCUCUUAAGGGCUACUUCUGAUCGGGUUGCAAGGGAAAUAAGAUGUAACGAGCGACAAUUCUUUCCCCCUUCGUUGCUCGGUACAAUCUCUGUGAACUUUUCAGGUUGUUGCCGAACGAGAUAGGUUUCUCGUCGAUCAUAUAUCGUUCGGCACAGCCCUAGCCACGUUUUAUAUCCCACGGAAAUCUACUUAUAACCCGUAUCAAGACUAGCGAUAUUUAAAGGUUCACGCUUCACUAACGUUUCUAACGAUACAACUAGCGUUUAAGGUAGAAAAUAAACGAAGCAUGUAAGCAUAGGUAGAAGCAAGAACAAAAGAACGAACGAGAAAGAGCAUUUUUUCAUCACGAUUAAUAGGUACGCCGUUGAAGUCAUGCUGGCGCCUUUAUCGACCGCACAGAACUGUCUUCCCUGUUUUUAUGUAAUCAACUAUCAGGAUCAUUGAAAAAUUACAGUUACCGUGGCAGUACAAAAAGACGAACGGUAAAUUCAACGUCCCCGUUAAUUGGAAGAUUAAUGCACUAGAAGUCUAGCAUGAACUCCGAUCACGAAAUUGAAGUUGAUGAAAGUGUCGAUCGCUCGAAACAAACUGCGAGAAAAACCGAGCUUUCGGGAUUAUUAGGUGCAGAUAAUUUGAUCCUCGAUAUCGAAUCACAGAUAUUCCAAUGUCGAAUCACGCUAAAUUUCCAUUCCAUCUUAUAACUAUAGGUCGUCGAAACAAACGACACCAUCGCUCCAAAAUGACAGAUACGAGUGAAUCGUUUUAAUGAAAAUUUCGUGUAGGAUCGAUGUUGAAACAUAUUUUUAAUAAAGCCCAAAUGAUCCAUA
Messenger RNA from Bombus huntii, 5445 nucleotides. RefSeq lists its product as uncharacterized. The transcript has 12 exons. The coding region runs from base 1256 to 3370 and encodes 704 amino acids. NCBI's taxonomy places the organism in Eukaryota, Metazoa, Arthropoda, Insecta, Hymenoptera, Apidae. The record is from RefSeq and is a predicted model, not a curated record.